AAAACUUUCUGAAUGAAUUAGAUUCCUCUUUGUUUUCUUUUCACGUGCAAAAAAUGGCGGGAAAUGGAUGUGGUGGCCUGGUGGGUGCAGAAGAAGGGAACAACAAUGGAGUCACCAUCAGUACUCUCAUCACAUUCGAUGCCAUAGCAGCGGAGGAAGUGCAGAACAUGCAAUAAAUUGAGAAGGGAGAAUGAGGCUGCAUCCUGUAGUCAUAAUCAUGGGGCCAAAGUGUAAACAGCACCAUCUUCUUGUAAACAUAUUGAGCUGCUUUUCUGUUCCCAAAAGAAAUUUGCAAUACCCAUCCCUGCGUGCUAGUUUAUA
Molecule: messenger RNA, 321 nt
Organism: Rubroshorea leprosula
Lineage: Eukaryota; Viridiplantae; Streptophyta; Magnoliopsida; Malvales; Dipterocarpaceae
Source: the annotation of a GenBank genome assembly